This is a messenger RNA of Notodromas monacha, 1752 nucleotides long. The record is from the annotation of a GenBank genome assembly. NCBI's taxonomy places the organism in Eukaryota, Metazoa, Arthropoda, Ostracoda, Podocopida, Cyprididae.
CAUGGAAGAGUACAUCAUUCUUUAUGCCCAGUCACUGUAUCAGGCAUGUCUGUAUGAGGAAGCCUACAAAGUAACGUGCACAGUGGAAAGCCCAGAGUUUCAGGGAAAAAUCACAAAACUUCAAGCUGCAAUUAAAUAUGGUGAAGAAGAUGUGGCAGGAGCAAAAAGUUUGGUUGACCAAUGUCCAUCUGAUGACCCAGACACUGAAAUAAACCAUGGAUGUCUCCUUUACAAGGAAGGUCGUUAUGAAGAAGCUGUACAACGUUUCCUUGGAGCCCUGCAAGUCACAGGUUACAUCCCUCACUUGGCAUACAACAUAUCCCUCUGUUACUACCGCAUGAAGCAAGUUGCACCUGCCUUGAAACACAUUGAUGAGGCUGCAAGAGAAUGCCUCACAGAUAUGCCACCACGCUUGGAAGAAGAACUUGAUGCAGUUACACUACACAACCUGGCUUUGAUGAGCAUGGAAAACAAGCCUACAGAAGGUUUUGAAAAGCUUCAGUUCCUCUUGCAACAGAACCCAUUCCCACCAGAAACAUUUGGGAAUUUGCUGCUUCUGUAUUGCAAGUAUGAGUAUUAUGAUCUGGCAGCAGAUGUUUUGGCUGAAAAUGCACAUUUAACUUACAAAUAUUUGCAACCAUACUUGUAUGACUUCUUGGUGACAUUAAUGAUGCUGGAAACUUCACCUGAAGAAGCAUACCAGAAAUUUGAUGAAAUGUCAUCAAGACUGGCUGAGCAACUACGUAAGCUUACCAAACAGGUGCAAGAAGCAAGACACAAUCAUGAUGAUGAAGGUGUAAAGCGGGCUGUGAAUGAAUAUGAAGAGACAUUGGAGAAGUACAUUCCAGUGUUGAUGUCACAAGCUAAGGUUUACUGGGAUCGGGAGAAUUAUGGCCAAGUUGAAAAGAUUUUUCGAAAAUCUGUGGAGUUCUGCAAUGAUGUUGACAUUUGGAAGCUCAAUGUUGCUCAUGUGCUCUUCAUGCAGGAAACAAAGUUCAAGGAGGCCACUGGUUUCUAUGAACCCAUUGUCAAAAAGCACUAUGAAAAUAUUCUGUCUGUGUCAGCUAUUGUUUUGGCAAACCUGUGUGUUUCCUACAUCAUGACAUCCCAGACUGAUGAGGCAGAAGAACUAAUGCGCAAGAUUGAGAAAGAAGAAGAAAAUGUUUCCUAUGAUGAGCCAGACAGAAAAAUAUACCAUCUCUGCAUUGUCAACCUUGUGAUUGGAACUCUCUACUGUGCCAAGAGGAAUUAUGAGUUUGGAAUUUCUAGAGUGAUCAAGAGUCUUGAGCCAUACAACAAGAAGCUGGGGACUGAUACAUGGUUCUACGCAAAGCGCUGUUUUCUAUCACUGAUUGAAAACUUGGCAAAGCAAAUCAUCAGUGUGAAGGACAGUGUCAUACAGGAAUGCAUCCAGUUUUUGGAGCACUGUGAAGCUUAUGGAAGGAAUGUGAAGACAGUUAUUGAACAGCCCCUUGAGGAGGCACAGAUGCACCCAGGAAAGAACAGUGUCACAUAUGAAGCACGUUUGCUGAAAGCCCUUCUGCUGGAGCUUCAGGGAUGAAAAUUUUCUGAGAAUAUUCUGAUCUGGAACAGUAUCUGAUCAUGACAUGCUUGAUUAUUUUGAGAUUUACUGUGAUGAUCUCCUAGUGCAUCAAAGAGAUUUUCAUGGCAACAUUUUUUUUGUCAGCUUGAAUUUGUUCGCAUGGGUGCAAGUUUUCUAAAUAAAUCAUUGAUGUAUUCUGCAAAGGAAUA